Molecule: messenger RNA, 1379 nt
Organism: Cadophora gregata
Lineage: Eukaryota; Fungi; Ascomycota; Leotiomycetes; Helotiales; Ploettnerulaceae
Exons: 7
Coding region: 125-1273 (382 amino acids)
Cellular component (GO): mitochondrion
Molecular function (GO): metal ion binding; alcohol dehydrogenase (NAD+) activity
Source: RefSeq, a predicted model, not a curated record
CGGCAGAGGAUUUAUCAGCAUCAGCCUUGUUCCGAGAGACGGCCGUUUGAUAUCCAAAGUCGUCAUUGCUUGUCUACUUGAAUAUAAAAUUCUUUUCUUUAUCAGAAAACUUCACCAAUCCAUAAUGUCUUUCUUUGCAAAUCAAGGAGGUCAAGUCGACAGCUCGCUUGUGGGCUGUUACCCCGCAUCUCCUAUCAAGUUUAUGAUAUACGGACGAGGAACCGCGAAGAAACUGGAUGAAGUUAUUUCCAAAAUCAGAGCUUCCAAGGCUUUCAUUGUUACAGGCCAAUCUUUAAGUACAAGAACACCAGUGAUCAAAGAUGCCGAAGCGAGUUUGGGGCAGGCUCAUGUGGGAACGUUUAACAAGAUCGGACAACACGCACCUAUUGGCGCAAUCCGCGAAGCAACAGAUCUCGUCAAGAGCUCAGGAGCCGAUGUCCUGAUAUCCAUUGGUGGAGGCUCGCCAAUUGAUAGUGCGAAAGCAAUUGCGUAUCAGAUUCAUGAGGAUACGGGGAAAUGGAUACCGAGUAUUGCUGUUCCGACUACGUUGAGUGUGGCGGAAACGACGCAGAAUGCAGGGUUUACUACAGAGGAGAAGAAGAAGAUUGCUGUGAGCAAUCCAGAGUUGGUGCCAAAAGUUGUGGUGUAUGAUGGAGAUAUCGCCUUGUAUACACCCACCAAUCUUUGGACAAGCACAGGAAUCCGCGCCCUCGACCACGCAGUCGAACUCCUCUACCACCCCCUCGCCUCCGAAAUCCCCACCAAACGCCUCGCCCUCGAAGCAAUCCGCGACCUCUUCACCUACCUCCCACAAUCCAAAACCGACCCCUCCAACGCCGACAUCCGGCAGAAGCUCUUCCUAGCCUGCUAUGCCUCGCUCUUCCCAUUCCUAUAUGUAGGCGGUGUAGGGCUGAGCCAUAGCAUCGGCCACGCGCUUGGUGCGACGUACAACAUUCCGCAUGGGAUCACGAGUUGUUUGACGCUGGCGCCGGUGGUGGCAUUGAAGGCGAGGACGAAGCCCGAGGAGGCGAGGAUGAUUGCUAGGGUGGUGCCGUAUAUUGGGGAGGAGAGUAGGGGGAGUGAUGAGGAGGAUGCGUUGGUUGUUGGGAGGGCUAUUGAGGGGUUGGUGGAGGGUUUGGGGCAUAAGACGAGCUUGACUGAGUACAAAGUGCCUCCUGGAGAGGAAGAGCCGAUUGCAUUGCAUGCUUUGGUGGGUGGUAAAGAACAUCCGGAUUAUCAGAACUUGAUCAACAUUGUUCACAAUCUAUACUGAGAAACUUGGUUAAGUCUUGUCGAUGAUCGUCCACGUGCCUGUAAAAUUAUAGUGAAAUAGAAUACAUGAAGUUGUUUCGAAAGUUCUUUUCAUAUCGUGCCUUUGG